Messenger RNA from Oryza sativa Japonica Group (Japanese rice), 2879 nucleotides. RefSeq lists its product as uncharacterized. Gene Ontology annotation, molecular function: GTPase activity; GTP binding. Gene Ontology annotation, biological process: translation. The record is from RefSeq and is a predicted model, not a curated record. Lineage: Eukaryota; Viridiplantae; Streptophyta; Magnoliopsida; Poales; Poaceae.
CAGCCAUUCAACGUCGCCACGAGCGGCGGCUAGCUCUCGUCCCUCCUGUACCAAUCGUCGUCGGCGGUUGUGGUGGCAUCUCCGACGAGAUUCCCUGGUGAGGUCGUACGUGCUCCACUUCUCCCCGUCGACAGCGAAUGGAGUGCUGCAGUUUCUAAUCCUCGGCGGAUCCAUGGAGGAGGUAGACAAGUAGUAUAUAUAGUCUUCUUCUGAGUUGAUCUGAGUCCCUCCCGUCCAGAUCAAAUCUUCAAUGGUGCUGUGUCGUAGAUUCAACUCAUCCUCCCAGCCCUCACCCUCAGCGUUCCCAGCCGAGUGGUGCGCGGCCGCUGCGUCAGUGCAAUUUGUUUUCUGGACCGGCGAGAGCUCCGGCAGAUCAAACCCAUUGCGUCACACUGAAAAUUGCAAUAUACUAUUUUGCUGACAGCUUCUACAGUGAAGAUACUCCCCCUGGACUCCGGUUCAAGGAUUCUCCUAUUGGAACUCUAGCUUCUCCCCUUGCAGUUGAUGUACCAACUCAGCUCCUCCUCCUGGAGCUGAAACCCCUCUCCUCUUGAAGCUCAGGUACGCCGCUGUGUCAGCAGGAUGCCACGCAAGGUUGUCUCUGGGCCUGACUACGAUGACGAGUACGACGAUGACUAUGAUGAGUAUGAUGAGGACUACGAUGAUUACGGUGAGACCGGGCACAGUGACGACAUUCAGCACCCCGUGAAGGAGGAGAAAGAGUCAUCGAAGAAGUCCUCAAGUACGGUGCCUGUGCUUUGGAGAUGCUCCAUGUGCAUGUUCGAUAAUCAUGAAAGCAUGGUGUAUUGUGAGAUGUGUGGGGUUUUUCGAGAAUCCUUUAUGAAAUCUGCCAAGGAUGGUUCAAUAAAAGUCCAUGGGAUACCAAGUGAUUUUGGGACACCUUCGAUGCCGAAAUCUGACUGUACCAAGAUGCCAGUGAAUACUCGUACUACAGACUUUGAUGGUGACCCUGAGAUAAAGAAUGCUAGCAUAUCUCAUGAGAAAGUUGGUUCCACGCAGUACACAUCUGCUGGUAGCUCAUCAGGCGCUGGGAAAAAGGUGAAACACAUUGCACUUCCUGAAGAUGUGCCUGUCGAGAGGACAGCUCAAUUGAUUUCUGAUCAUUUUCAGCUGAAGGAGGACCAGAGUAGUAGGGCUAGCAGUUCUGCGCAGAAUGAGGAUGUGGCCCAGAAACUUUCUUCUGACAUACAGAAGCUAGGUUUAGAAAAGAAUGAAGUAGAUACUGCAAAACCUUAUUUACCUGAAGAAUAUAAGCCUGAGAAGUGGAUGUUCGCUAAUGAGGAAUCAGGAGUGCUGAGCCAACUAAACCUUGCAAUAGUAGGUCAUGUUGAUUCUGGCAAGUCAACACUCUCUGGGAGACUGCUACAUCUGUUAGGAAGGAUAUCGAAAAAAGAUAUGCACAAGAAUGAGAAGGAGGCUAAAGAAAAAGGAAAAGGAUCAUUUGCUUAUGCGUGGGCUAUGGAUGAAAGCAGUGAAGAAAGAGAAAGAGGCGUGACAAUGACUGUGGCCGUGGCUUAUUUGGAGACUAAGAAGUACCGUGUAGUUUUGCUUGACUCUCCAGGCCAUAAAGAUUUUGUACCAAAUAUGAUAUCUGGCGCAACGCAAGCUGAUGCAGCUAUUCUUGUUGUUGAUGCUUGCACUGGUUCAUUUGAAGCUGGCAUGGACGGUGAAGGAGGGAAAAGUGUUGGCCAGACAAAAGAACAUGCUCAGCUUAUUAGAAGCUUCGGCGUUGAACAGCUUAUUGUUGCGGUCAACAAGAUGGAUGCCAUCGGCUACUCGAAAGAAAGAUUUGAGUUCAUCAAGGUUCAACUUGGUAGUUUUCUGCGGUCAUGCAAUUUCAAAGAUUCAUCUGUUACCUGGAUUCCUCUUAGUGCUGUUGAAAAUCAGAAUUUGAUCAAAAUUCCUUCUGAUGUCCGUUUAACUUCCUGGUAUCAAGGAUUUUGUCUCUUGGAUGCUAUAGAUUCCUUGCAGCUUCCAUCUCGGGAUGUUUCAAAGCCCCUCAUUCUUCCUAUCUGUGAUGUUAUCAAGUCUCAGUCAACAGGGCAGUUUGCAGCCUUUGGAAAAUUAGAGACUGGAGCUAUUCGAAUUGGUUCAAAGGUUUUAAUUUCACCUUGUGGGGAAGUGGCGGCAGUGAAAUCCAUCGAGCGGGAUUCAAAUUCAUGUGACAUAGCAAGAGCUGGUGAUAAUGUAGCGGUUAGUUUACAGGGUAUCGAUGGGAGUAAGCUAAUACUAGGUGGGAUUCUUUGCAACCCUGGUUUCCCAGUGCCUGUCUCUAACUUCUUGGAGCUAAGGGUUCUAGUGUUAGACGUCACCAUUCCUAUCCUUAUUGGCUAUCAGGUCGAAUUUCACAUACAUCAUGUGAAGGAGGCUGCGAGGGUUACGAAAAUCGUGGCAUUGCUUGACAAGGCUGGCAAACCAAGCAAAACUGCACCUCGUUUUCUUAAGUCAAAGCAGAAUGCAGUUGUGCAGGUUACCUUAGACGCUCCGGUCUGUGUUCAAGAAUUCUCCAAAUGCCGAGCUCUUGGCAGGGCAUUCUUAAGGUCUUCUGGAAGCACGAUCGCUGUUGGAGUCGUAACGCGGGUACUCCGGCAAGAUCAGAACUGAAAGACCUCCGCCCAACAUCUGAAAAUUUGAACGUAUCUGCAGCCGUGCUUUGGGGCCCAUAUUGUAGCUGACUCAAAACGGUACUGUAGUAUUGUCGAUCAGAAGUUUGGCGACGGCAUUUUUCACUGUGUGGUCGUCGCCAUUUCCAUCGUGCAUUUCAGAAUUUGCGUUGAGAUAUGGCCUGUAAAAUAGUCACUUUCACGAGUUCUAACCCCCAGUUUUGUGAAUCACGGAAUUUCUUUUGCGAUCCUUCA